Molecule: messenger RNA, 3049 nt
Organism: Callorhinus ursinus (northern fur seal)
Lineage: Eukaryota; Metazoa; Chordata; Mammalia; Carnivora; Otariidae
Product: multidrug and toxin extrusion protein 2
Biological process (GO): xenobiotic detoxification by transmembrane export across the plasma membrane
Cellular component (GO): membrane
Molecular function (GO): xenobiotic transmembrane transporter activity; antiporter activity
Source: RefSeq, a predicted model, not a curated record
AUGGACAGCAUUCAGGACACGGUCCCCCAAGACCGAGGGGGCUGUUGCCCUGCCCUCCGCAGGCUGGUCCCCGUUGGCUUUGGGGCUGAGGUGUGGACGCUCUUCGCUCUUUCUGGACCCCUGUUUUUGUUCCAGGUGCUGACCUUCAUGAUCCAUGUCGUGAGUUCGGUGUUUUGCGGGCACCUGGGCAAGCUGGAGUUGGCGUCAGUGACCCUCUCAGUGGCCUUUGUCAAUGUCUGUGGAGUUUCCAUAGGAUUGGGCUUGUCCUCGGCAUGUGACACCUUGAUGUCCCAGAGCUUCGGCAGCCCCAACAAGAAGCACGUGGGGGUCAUCCUGCAGAGGGGGACCCUGGUGCUGCUUCUGUGCUGCUUCCCCUGCUGGGCGCUCUUCCUCAACACCCAGCAGAUCCUGCUGCUCUUCCGGCAGGACCCAGCCGUGUCCAGGCUAACCCAGGAGUACGUGCUGAUCUUCAUCCCAGCACUUCCGGCAUUUUUCCUUUAUGUCCUGCUGGCGAAAUAUUUGCAAAAUCAGGGAAUCGUCUGGCCCCAAGUGUUCAGUGGCAUCGUGGGCAACUGCAUCAAUGGCUUGGCCAACUACAUCCUGGUUUCCAUGCUGAGCCUGGGGGUCAGGGGCUCUGCUUACGCCAGCACUAUGUCUUACUUCGUGCAGACCAUCUUCCUCUUUCUCUACAUUGUGCUGAAGAAGCUGCACCUGGAGACAUGGGCAGGCUGGUCCAGCCAGUGCCUGCAGGACUGGGGCCCCUUCUUCUCUCUGGCCGUCCCCAGCAUGCUCAUGAUAUGCAUUGAGUGGUGGGCCUACGAGAUCGGGAGCUUCCUCAUGGGCCUGAUCAGCGUGCUGGACCUCUCUGGCCAGGCCAUCCUCUACGAGUUGGCCACGGUAGUCUACAUGAUUCCCCUGGGGCUCAGCAACGCAGUCUGCGUCCGGGUGGGGAUGGCCCUGGGAGCCGCAGAUACUGCCCAAGCUAAGCGGUCAGCCAUCUCAGGCAUGCUCUGCACAGUUGGUACCUCGCUGGUUGUGGGCAUGCUGUUGAGCCUCCUGAAAAACAAACUGGGGCAUAUUUUUACUAAUGAUGAAGAAGUCAUUGCCCUGGUGAACAAGGUCCUGCCGAUUUAUAUCGUCUUUCAGCUCUUUGAGGCCGUCUGUUGCGUCUACGGCGGAGUCCUGAGAGGGACGGGCAAGCAGGCCUUCGGAGCCAUUGUGAAUGCAGUCAUGUACUAUGUUGUCGGCCUCCCUCUGGGCAUCGUUCUGACCUUUGUAGUCAGAAUGAGAAUCAUGGGCCUCUGGCUGGGCAUGCUGGCUUGUGGCCUCCUGGUCACUGCUGCCUUUGCGGUCUACACCGGCCGGAUGGACUGGAAGCUCGCUGCAGAGGAGGCUCAGAAACAUGCGGGGUUGCUGCCGCAGAGCCCCGACGGCACGGUGAGCGUGGUGACCGCGGGGACCGCGGGGACCUCGGCGACCUCGGCCCCACGCCCCGGGCCUGCGAAAGCUGUCACCUCUUCAGUGGCCACGGGUAACUCCCCAGGCAUCACCCUGACGACGUAUUCAAGGCCCGAGUGCCACCUGGACCUCUUCAGGACCCCGGAAGCAACCCAUGCCCUGUCGGCCCCGGCCAGCCCCCUGUCAGCAAAACAGCUGCUCAUCCGCCGUGGGGCUGCUCUGGGGGUGGUGUCAGCCAUGCUGAUGGUGGGCCUGGUCAUCAGGUUCCUGACCACCAGACACUAGCCACGCAGCUCGGAACCAGAAAGGGAGCCAAGAGUGGCUGCCCCCACCUGCCCACACCUGCCUACAACAGCACACGCGGGAUCCAGGGAGGGGGGACACCUUGGUGCACACCUCCGAGAACGACCUGCAGCCGGCGCCUCGUGUGACCAGUGUCAAACUGGCUUUCUCCCCUCUGCUCUUUAAGAAGCCAUCCGCCGACCGAAGAGACAGAGUCCUGGGACUGCUGCUAGGCAGGAGUCAGUGAUGUACAUGGCUUCAAAUCGGGAGACUUCAAAUCAAAGCACGAUCACAAAACACACUGUCACCCAAUUAAAAAUUCCAUUUUCUCCCAGGAGACUCUGGGGCCCGGGUCUGUUCACAAAGCCUUUGUGAAGUCCCUGCCCCACGCGCCCCUGUAGAUCUGGGCGCCGUGAAACCCCGACGAGGCAGGUGGCCGUCCACAGACCCUCCUUUGCCUUUGCCUUUCCGCUAACCCUUCGUUCCGUCAGCAUCAUGCUGAUCACAGACCUUGAGAAACACUGGUUCUUACAGCAGGGAUGGGGUAGAAGCAAGGGCAGCCGAACCCAGAUGGCCGGGCCACACAGCCUCAGGAUGGAAGGCAAUGCCGACCCAAAUUCUCGGACGCUUCUCCUGAAGGCCUGGGACUGCUGAGCGUUUUCAGGCUCCGUGCCUCCAAAGUGGAGGGCGGUCUGGCCUCCCCUGCCACACACAGUCCCUUCGGCAUCAGUAGCUAUAAACGCCUCGCAAACAAGAUGAAUUUAUUGAUCAGAACCAAUAGAAACAAAAGGAAGCACAGAACGUAAUCCCGGUUUGAAAGAGUCAAUGUGAAUUCAUGUCGAGGACCUGGUAACACUCCGGGCCUCCCACUCCCUGGAAGGCGGAGAUCCUCCUUGCCUGGGACAUACCUUAGUGAGCUGUUGGCAACCCAACAAAACGACUGGGAACCAAGCACAGAAAAGUAAUGUUUCCCCAAAUGUGUUCCAAGGUUACAAAGUCUUCAGAGCAAAGGGUUCCCUGGUCGAGUAAGUUUGGAAAACCACUCACGCCAGCCUGCAAACGUUCUAUAGGCCUGGAGUCCUGAAAUAGGCUGCCGUGCUUUACGAAUCCCGGUGGACAGGGUGGGUGGUGGGAUCGACUUUUGUGUAAAACCUCAUGGGAUUAAUGUUCUGGGAAGAGGCUUACGGAAAUGCUUGUUUUAGAUUAGCAAAUGGGGAUAGGAGGAUAGAGUUGGGAAAAACCUCUUUACUAUACAGAUAUUUUAAAAAAUAAAACCCCACGGGGGCGCCUAGGUGGCUCGGUCGGUUAA